Molecule: messenger RNA, 1364 nt
Organism: Magallana angulata
Lineage: Eukaryota; Metazoa; Mollusca; Bivalvia; Ostreida; Ostreidae
Exons: 4
Coding region: 150-1217 (355 amino acids)
Source: RefSeq, a predicted model, not a curated record
ACAACGACAAGGAAAUUACUUUUCCACAUUUUUGAAUGAAAAUUAUGCGUGGUUGUUUAUUAGGAAAUAGGAAGUGAGAGAUCUAAAGUUCCGAUCUCUUGUUUAUAUUAUAACAAUUAUUUUAACAACAACGCAGACAUGUUCACACCAUGAAAUACUUGUGGAUAAUUUUAACGAUGUGGACAGCAUAUUAUGGACGCAUUGAUAUCUGCCUGGCAGAUGAUACUUGCGAGGGAAAGUUUAAGAACUGCUGUGAUGGUUUUAUGUUCGAUUUCCAGACGAACAAAUGCAUUGCGUGUAAAAUAGGAUUUUAUGACGUGAACUGCUCGAAGACGUGUCCUAAUGGUACAUUUGGCAAGGACUGCCAGUCUGUAUGCAGGUGCUACCCAUGUCACCACGCCGACGGAUGUACAGAAGAGAUAGUAACAGAUACCCCCCGUGCUGAAUACAGAAAGGAAAUGGUGACACAUUUUAAGAAAAUGAUCAGUUCUUACCAAACAUCUUCCACAACUAAAAUGCAUAGGGUCUCAAAAAGUCAGCUGAAUUCUACAGAAAAAAAGAACAAAGAAGAACCAGAAGCCCCAACACUUCAUCAUGGAUUGUACGUGAUUGUCAGUACCAACACGCUACUUACCUUACCAAUCACAGUGGCUGUUAUAUUAUACAUCUGUCGAAAAAGAAAAAGCAGGAAAACUAAACAAGACACUGUGGAAGAAAUUUACUAUCACGCUAAUCCAGACACCUGCUACAACGAUCUGAAUGAGAUCCGCACUGUGACCAAGGCCUGCGAGUACGAUGCUUUACCGGUUGAUUCGGAAGAUUUCGGAGAUGACCGUUUGUGUCUAGAUUUUCUAGACGAUGUUCAGCGAAAGACCCGAGCAAACAGUUAUGUUCCUGUCCGCGAGAGGAAGCCUAAAGAGAACGAUGAAAGGAAUAACGAAAGGGAUCACUAUACCAAAGUCAAGAAAAACUUUUCCCGCACAGAAGUUAAAGGUAACAUGACAAGACAAAACGAAACAACAGAAUCGCUGGAUAGCCAAACCUCAGUAAACACGACUACAUCCGGCGCCGAGUGUCAGUAUGUUGUACCUCUGACCCCUACAGCUGCUGGACCUGGAAUAAGCUUUAAAUCGUCAGAUAAUACAUACCUUAGUGUUCCCAUGGAGGAUGCAGAAACAAUUAGCAAUAGCAGUGUUGUAUAUACAGAGUUAAUUUAAACAGGACCAAAGAAGUUGGAUUGAAAUUUAUUUGAUUGAAGUAUUUUGUACAUAUUUGUUUCAGUGUAUCAUCUCAUGACGUUCGGAAUUAGUUGUUUAUAUUGCUGUUUUGCUCUCUCUCUCUCUCUCUCUCUCUCUCUCUCUCUC